GUGCAUCGGAAGCAUUUCAUCAGUUUAAAAAAAAACUAUUGAGCAUUAUAAUACACAAAGUUUAUCCAAGUACAACAUGUUCUGAUACAGGGUGGGUAUCAAUAGUUAUUUUUCUCUCUUGCUGAAUUGUUUAAUGAUCCAUAACGAGUUUGAAAGUAAACCAGGACACACCCCCCCUCCACCCCUGUGCUUAUGUUUGUUCAAUACCCCUCUGCUGUUUAUGUCUGAAUCACCUAGUAUUCAUAUUCUGUAUUUGAAUCUGAUUAUUUGUGUGUUUUUAUUACAGUUACUGUAAGUCUGCUGCUGGCAGCUCCUCCCACCGCGCUAUAAGAGCCCAGCUGAGCAGGUACUCGGUGUCCAUCCCUGAAACAGACCCGUCCAAACCGACGCGAGGAAAGCCGGCCAGCUGUUAUUAAAAAUCCUGCUUUUUGUUUUCCCGGGUGGUCACAUGCCGCCCGCGUGCCACAUCGACGCGCCGGGUCGGUCCCUGCGUCGGCGCUCGGUCUGAUCUCGCCCGGGACUCGUCAGACUCUCUCCCAAAGAUGACUUUCGCCAUGCUGCGGCCCGUGGCGACGCACUUGGUCUAUUCCGACUUCACCGUCAACUCCGAGGAUGACGAGAACCGCAGCGAAAGCGACGGCGGCAGCUCGGAGCAGAGCUACGGCGACUCCAGCGAAAAACGGAGACGGAUUUCGCGCAACCGGGACGGCGAGCCCCCGGUGGUCGUGAAACAGAGGAGCGCCGCUAACGCCCGGGAGAGAGGCAGGACCCAGAGUGUCAACACGGCGUUCACAGCUCUGCGGACCCUCAUACCUACCGAGCCAGUGGAUAGAAAGCUCUCCAAGAUCGAAACUCUUCGACUGGCGUCCAGCUACAUCUCCCAUCUGGCCAACGUGCUUCUGAUCGGAGACGGCGGCGGCGCCGACGCACAGCCGUGCCUCGGCUCGGUCCAUGCGCAGGGAGAGAGCGGCGCGCUGCAGCCGCGCACCAUCUGCACCUUCUGCCUGAGCAACCAGAGGAAAGGGAUAAAGGAUGGCAAAGACUGUUUAAAGAUGCGUAGAAUGGGUCCGCUGCGAAUGGGACGCUGAGUGAAGGCCAGUGAUCGAUUAGCGACCUGACAACCCUCACAAACCUUCUCAGGGAAGAGCCAAAGCUGGUGUUACACAGCGCAUACUUACACACACACACACACACAUGCUGGAUCAAAUGAAGGAAAUCAAGAAGAGACUAUUUAUACUUGACCAAGAAAAUGUAAUCAUAAGCCUCUCAAAGAUGCAGUGCAUUGGUUUGAAACUUAUGAACUUUUUUAUCCACCUGAAAGUUUUAAAUAAAAUAUAUUUUAUGAAAAAAAAGCAGUUCUUUUCCUGAUUCCCCAAUUCUUGUUGGGACAAUCAAAUACAAUUGUGCCAUGAAAAGUGAUAUUAUAUUUCCGAUUGUGAUGACUGGAACACUGAGGUAUACUGAUGAAAUGUUUCCUUCUGGGACCCACUAACUUUUGAGACCUUUCUCUUACAAGCUGGGUUCAAACGGGUUCAAGUGCAGAUUGAAAAUUAUAUAAAAGACAAAAUUGUAAACCGUUUUUUGCUUGACAUCUAAAUGCUGAAAUAACAACUGUAUUUAAUCUUGUGCUCCAUUUGCAAAUAUAUUUU
Molecule: messenger RNA, 1649 nt
Organism: Pungitius pungitius (ninespine stickleback)
Lineage: Eukaryota; Metazoa; Chordata; Actinopteri; Perciformes; Gasterosteidae
Gene: tcf15
Product: transcription factor 15
Exons: 2
Coding region: 543-1088 (181 amino acids)
Biological process (GO): regulation of transcription by RNA polymerase II; developmental process
Molecular function (GO): DNA-binding transcription factor activity, RNA polymerase II-specific; RNA polymerase II transcription regulatory region sequence-specific DNA binding; protein dimerization activity
Source: RefSeq, a predicted model, not a curated record